Messenger RNA from Drosophila ficusphila, 361 nucleotides. RefSeq lists its product as uncharacterized. Bases 13 to 300 code for a protein of 95 amino acids. The transcript is spliced from 2 exons. Lineage: Eukaryota; Metazoa; Arthropoda; Insecta; Diptera; Drosophilidae. The record is from RefSeq and is a predicted model, not a curated record.
GAUCAGAGGGGAAUGUCGCACUUCAACUGGACUCUGGACAGUGGAACCAACUACCACAUCCUGCGCACCGCCUGUUAUCCGUAUAUGAAGUACCACUGUAGCAGGAGGGAAGUGCAGGAUCUCUGGCUGGAAGACAAGUUCUUUCGCUUCCUAAAGGUUAUCAAUUUGGGCUUACCUAUGCUCUUCUACGGCCUGGCUGCCAUCCGUCUAAUUAGCCACACAGAGAUCGUUCAUGUCAGCGAGACUGUGAAAGUUCCCAUAUAUUUUCUAUACGCCGAGGACAAGGGGGCAACUUUUUGAUUUGAUUUCAAAGGCAGCCAAAAUUGAAAUAAAAAGGAGAGCCUCCUUUCCCAACAAUGUA